This is a messenger RNA of Geodia barretti, 2003 nucleotides long. The record is from the annotation of a GenBank genome assembly. Lineage: Eukaryota; Metazoa; Porifera; Demospongiae; Tetractinellida; Geodiidae.
AACGAUUUCUUCCUCCCGAGAUGGCACGAAGGUUUGACGGGCUCUCACCGACCACUCUACGUCUGCGUCUCAAGGAGGAAAUUCCCUCUCUCUCUCGGAGAGCAUCUUCGACAACAUCCUUGAGCACAAGAUUGAUGGGGAAGUGUUUUUGAGUCUAAAUGAUGAAAAUCUGCGUGAAAUAGCUCCACUCCUUGGCGACCGUUUUGAAAAUCAAGCGGUUGAUAUCGGAAACACUUGUGAAACUGGACACUCCUCCUAGCAGCACAUCACCUAAUACCCCCUCAACUGUUGCAAGUGAGAAGUAUACUUCUACACCAUCCGUUUCGCGGACAUGGAUGUGUCCACGUCGUUCCCUGACUGAUACUACCUCCGCAGAUUUAGUUGAUGACUCUGCAACUCCUACUCCUCCAUCAACCCUAUCGUCUGCUGUAUCGUCUACAGAUUCGGAAGAUGAUGAUUCUCUUCCUGAAAGGUGUAAUAAAGAUGUUUGUGAGAUUAAUCAUGGAGAGCCUUCCUCACCUGGGGGACCUAAGUUGGAUUGGGCUGAAGGGCUGGCACUACCAACUAGAUUUUCAACCCCUACGACGAAGGCAAUUGAAACAGGUGUUCUCACAAAGAGUGCCCGUGUAGAGAUCGUCCAUUCUGUGUUGAUGUUGAUGCACACAUCCCGCCCAACACCACAUGAUCUUGACACAGUCUCAAGGCGGGCUUAUCGAGAAGCAUCCAAAACUACGGGACACUGUCGACAAAGGAUAUGGAUCUUGGAGAAGUAAACUACGCACAAAGUUUAAAAAUUUGCGCCGUCCUAACCGUGCACAGAAAGCAGGUAUCAUAGUUCCUCCUCCAUCAAAGAGAGCGAAGAUUCCUGGCCCAACUCCAGCAUCACCAUCUGCAUCUGAUACUGCUGAAUAUGACAGGCAUGUUAGCUUUCUCCAGCGGUCCUUCAUGCCAAAGAAGUGGUCGUUGGCUAGCAUGCUGACCGUGCUUGAGGAGACUGCGGAACUUCGCCGUACCUGGAUUCGCGAGGAGAAUCCAUCUGUUAGCGAGAUUUUGAAAAGUUUCCUUGCCUUUCCGAUUCACGAAUUAUGUUGAACGAGUUCUGUUCGCUCACUGGGGCAGAAGAGUGCGAGUUCAAGGAAAAUUGGGGGAAGUAUGAAAAGCUUGUGUUCAAAUAUGCACCCCUCGAGCAGAAAAAAUCACUCAAAAUUCUUUUGCAUCAGUAUCAUGCUGAGGAGUGUGACAAUGAUGAUAGAACUGCAGCUUACACUCUGGACUUGCUCUAGGCUCUAUUGUCUACUAACCGGUCGAGUGGACAGCCGCUUAUUUCUAUCUUUGAGGUUUGUGUAAUAAUUUCUUGUGCACAUAAUAAUAUACCUAUAUACAUACUGGUAGGUGGCGAGGGAGAGUGAGCCAAUAACACACAAACCUACCAGCUGUAGUACAGAGAGCAGCUUAUGUAUAUUAGCAGCACGAAAGUAUGAAGACAGAAUAUAAGCAGCAGUAGAUGACACCCGCAUAUGUUAGCACAUGUAGCGCAGGCUUUUCAAUGUGUGAUGCGCCAUUUCGCACAGUAUGUGACAGUGCCUGUAGAGAAACUAGGGCCACAAGCGGACAACUAACCCUCCCUCGCCAAUGUAUGUAAUUACUUGUGUACAUUGAGACGAGACAUGUAUGAUAGUACUAUCUGCAUUUGUUUGUGUAGGGGGAAUCAUUGGAUAUUGAAGAAUGCAUUGCCGGCCUCAACACCACAUCUCCAUGCAUUGCUGCAUUUGGCGUUACACGUGACAAUAUAGCUGAUGUAAAGGUUAUUGUUGAAACUGAUAAUAUUUUACCUGUCAAUACUUUGUCAACCUCUAUUCAUGUUUGUUUUGCGUGUUAUUAUAUCUUCAAUAUUUCUUUUCCUCCGUAUAAGGACAUUUUCCUUUUUUUAGAAAAGUAUGUUUAUGGUUUAAAAUCAUCGCAAAAACUUCCCAUGUCUGUUGUUCUUGUACAUGAUGGGAUGG